AGAUAAAAUUGGGGAUAAGUCUUCCCUGCAUAAGAAUCCCAACUUCAAGGUUCUCUCUCUCACUCAUCAACCACAACUUCAGGCACACCAACCCAGGUUAUAGGGGACCAGGGGCUACCCGCUGUGGGGCCAAACCCCGCCGAGGCCGUUCCCCAAAUUCCGGGGCCAUGUGCCUCGGCAUUGGCAUUGUAAUCCCUGCUUGAUUAGCCGUCGCCCCCAUGUCGCGAUUGUUAUCGCAUCUUCACCUGUCAGCCCGUGCUUUCAACAUUCAACAACCCAAACUCAACACCUCGAUCCAACAUCCCGAACCCUCACCAUCACCAUCACAAAUGCGACAAUAACGCCCCUCCACCAACCCGAACCUCCACCCAAACCCAAAAACAAACACAAAAAAUGGAGUUCAUCCCCGCCCUCCAAUCCCGCCUCGACGAGCAAAAGCCCUCCCUCUUCGAACUCCUCUCCGAACAGCAGCUCUCCGCCCUCCUCCCCCCCACCCUCCGCUACCUCCUCACCCUCCUCACCCACCGCUACCCGCGCCAGCUCCUCCACGUCCUCAACCGCUUCGACGAGAUCUACGCGCUCGGCGCGCUGCUGGUCGAGCGCCACUACCUGCGCACGCGCGCCGGCGCCUUCACCGAGCACUUCUACGGGCUCAAGCGCGAGCGCGCCCUCGCCGCCGAGCUCCCGCGCGCGUCCGCCGCCGCCCCCGGCGCCGUGCGCGAUGCCCUGCGUCUGAGCCGCGGCGAUGUGUGGCGGAAUCUGUUGGUGGUUGUGGGGAUUCCGUAUCUGAAGCGGAAGUUGGACGAGGCGUACGAGGUGGAUGCCCCCCGCGCGUUGCUGGGGGCCGCGUAUAACCAGCGGCCGGCGGCCGGGGCGGGCUGGAGGGAGAGGGUGGUGUUUUGGUGGCGGUGGUUCUUGCGCAGGGUGUACCCCGGCGUGAACGCGGCGUAUUAUAUGGCGAUGUUGGCGUUUAAUUUGGCGUAUUUGUUUGACAACUCCAAGUACCACAGCCCGUUCCUGUGGAUGAUUGGGACGCGGGUGCGGCGGAUGAACGGGGCGGAUUAUCGGGCGAUUGAGGCGCUUGAGGAGAAGAUGGUCAAGAGAGGAGGGGCCACGACGAUCAGGGCGAGGAUGCUGGGCGGGCUGUCGAUGGUGCUGCCGACGAGUAUCUUCGCGCUCAAGUUUUUGGAGUGGUGGUAUGCGUCCGACUUUGCCAAGCAGUUGUCGCGGAAGGCGGCCGAGAGCCUGGAUCUGCCACCGCCCGUUGUGACGGGGUUGCCGGAGAAGAAGGCACAGCCGAAGGAGGAGAAGGACGCGGAAAAGGAGGAGGAAGAGGAUAUUGACGAGGAGGAGAAGGAGAGGCGGGCGAUCGAGAAGGCGCCCAUUGCGGCGUCGUCACUCCGGCCCAUCUACACGGUCCCUGCGCCAGAGGACUCGGACCAUUGCCCCAUCUGCGAGGGCGAGAUCACCACCGCCGCGGCCUGCCAGACGGGUAUUGUGUACUGCUUCGCCUGCAUCCACAAGUGGCUUACCGGCACGCACGCGCGGCAAGAGAAGUUCAUGGCCGAGAGGGCGGGCAAGUGGGAGAGCGGCGAGGGGAGAUGUGCCGUCACCGGGAGGCGGGUCCUGGGCGGAACCGAGGGGCUGAGGCGGAUCAUGGUGUAAAGUUUGUAAACUGUAAUGAUGACUGUAUCAAAAGCAAGGAGCCGGGAU
Messenger RNA from Chaetomium fimeti, 1713 nucleotides. Its product is annotated as Pex12 amino terminal region-domain-containing protein. Gene Ontology annotation, cellular component: peroxisomal importomer complex; peroxisomal membrane. Gene Ontology annotation, molecular function: protein binding; zinc ion binding; ubiquitin-protein transferase activity. The record is from RefSeq and is a predicted model, not a curated record. Lineage: Eukaryota; Fungi; Ascomycota; Sordariomycetes; Sordariales; Chaetomiaceae. Gene Ontology annotation, biological process: protein monoubiquitination; protein import into peroxisome matrix. The coding region runs from base 394 to 1665 and encodes 423 amino acids. The transcript has a single exon.